AUGGGUGUCCAGAAGAAGACCCGCAAGUUCGCCGAGGUCAAGCGCGUCAUCGGCAAGAACGAUGCCCGUCGCAAGGAGAACCUCGCCAAAGCCGAAGCCCUCGCCAAGGCCGAGAAGGCCAAGAAAGCCGGCCCCGACGGCGAGCUCGUCCGCGCCGUGCCCCAGAUGCCCUCGCAGAUGUUCUUCGCCGCCAACACGUCCCUCGUGCCCCCCUACAGCGUCCUCGUCGACACGUCCUUCUUCAGCCGCACCGUCCAGAUGAAGCUGCCGCUGCUCGAGACCAUGAUGGACUGCCUCUACGCCACUUGCACGCCCAUCGUCACCGACUGCGUCAUGGCCGAGUUGUCCAAGCUGGGCCCCAAGUUCAGGCUCGCUAUGCGCGUCGCAAGGGACGAGAGGUGGGAGAAGGCGAGGUGUACGCACAAGGGUGUUUACGCAGAUGACUGUAUCGUGGACAAGGUCCAGAAGGACAGAAUCUACAUUGUUGCAACACAGGAUAAGGGUCUGCAGUCCCGCAUCAGGAAAAUUCCUGGUGUGCCCAUCCUCAAGGUUACAAGAGGGAAAUACAUCAUCGAGAGGCUACCGGGUGCGCCGGACUCAUAG
Molecule: messenger RNA, 603 nt
Organism: Verticillium alfalfae VaMs.102
Lineage: Eukaryota; Fungi; Ascomycota; Sordariomycetes; Glomerellales; Plectosphaerellaceae
Product: rRNA-processing protein FCF1
Exons: 4
Coding region: 1-603 (200 amino acids)
Cellular component (GO): nucleolus; small-subunit processome
Source: RefSeq, a predicted model, not a curated record